Messenger RNA from Cooperia oncophora, 1047 nucleotides. Lineage: Eukaryota; Metazoa; Nematoda; Chromadorea; Rhabditida; Trichostrongylidae. The record is from the annotation of a GenBank genome assembly.
AUGAAACUACGCAUUUUCUUUUCUUUUUUUCGCCUAGAUGGAUCGUUUUUCACUUUAUUUCAGGACAAAGAAUGCUAUAUCAUUCAUUCUGUAUAUGUGAGACUUCUGAGACGGCUGAAGUAUUGCUUCAAGCCGAUCGCGGAUCUUGCUCUCACUCUCAUAUCUGAGAAGGGCAUUCCACUCUCGCGAGAGGCUCUUCUGGUCAAAAUGUUGAACGAUAUAUAUGACGACCUCACAAAUGACCAUAAGGAUGACACAAAUCAAAAGAUCGAACGGUAUCUCGGUGAUGACGUUCUCUCUCCUGUGCGACGUACAGUAGUCGAUUCCUGCCAUGGUGAAGAUGUCAAUAAGCUGGCUUCUAAGCUUCACGAAUAUCGGCUUAGGCUUAGUAUUAGAGUCGGCCUACCGAGUCUUUUUCGGAAGAGUGCUAACGACGUGGUGAAGGAAUGUGUUAGCUGGCUGGAGUGCGCUUCUGCGUACCCUGUUGCUGAGUGUUAUUUGGAUAUAGCCGACGUCGUCAUUGAACAAGUCUCAUGUCCCGAAACUCUGCUUGCCUUGUUGGAAGCUGCUUUCAGCGUAAUGAAUGAGGAGCGGAAAUCUCAGCACUUUUUGCCAGCUUUGCGCCGCACAUUGAGCCUAUGUCUCAAAAACUUCGCAGUAGCUCAGUCUGAUGUCACGCAACUUCUUCUGAGCAGAUGCACAGAACUCUUGGAAUUAGCCCAACUAAACACACCAGUGGCUCUUCUUCUGUCGCAGUGCCUUUUGGAUAGUUGCAGGGCGAACUCUCAAGGCGAAGCAUGGGCCAGCAUUGUUUUCGAUCUUGCUGUUUUUGGGCCAAUACCAAAAAAGGAGCAUAAGGUGCUUAAUGCUGCCUACGACAUGAUUUAUGAGGAGCGUGUUAACAAUUUUGAUGAUGUACACAGGCCGUUCGAAGUUCUCCAGCGCACGCGACUGAAUGGCAUCUGUCUCGCUCUUCGUCUUGCUAGAAUAGCUCUAUGUUCGCGAAACAUCUUGCUGAGCACAUUGUUGCUGAGACCAACUCUAUGA